This is a messenger RNA of Aspergillus pseudotamarii, 2905 nucleotides long. Its product is annotated as serine/threonine-protein kinase. The coding region runs from base 372 to 2288 and encodes 638 amino acids. Gene Ontology annotation, cellular component: cytoplasm. Gene Ontology annotation, molecular function: tau-protein kinase activity; ATP binding; protein serine/threonine kinase activity. The transcript has a single exon. The record is from RefSeq and is a predicted model, not a curated record. Lineage: Eukaryota; Fungi; Ascomycota; Eurotiomycetes; Eurotiales; Aspergillaceae. Gene Ontology annotation, biological process: intracellular signal transduction; microtubule cytoskeleton organization; protein phosphorylation.
CAUCGCCUUCCGUUAUCUCCCGAUAUGCCCAUUCUUGCCCAUUUUCGUCCCAGUCUGACGAUUUUUCUUUCUUCUUCUCACUCACAUCAGUCUGGGUGGUUGCUACCUGACGUCGUAUACCAUUUAUAUUACUAAGAGAACCACUUGGGCGUGCUGUUUCAAAACCAUUUAACCUUUAUUUUGUUCCCAUUACCCCACCGGAACUGUCUAAACGGGCCGCUUCUUAUACAUCUUUUCAACGUUGAUUCCUCUCGAUGUUGCACCACUGCACCUAUCAACUGGGAGGACUGUGAAUUUCUUCUUCCUUUUCUUAUUCUCUUUUGACCUUUUAAUAUCGCCGAUUAAGAGGACCUCGUGCUCUCUGUGAGGGCAUGGCUCAUACAGAGAGGAACAGUGCGUUGGCAGGGUUGAAGAUCGACACUUCUUUCCCUCUUACACACAGACCUAGAUGGCGAAGUGAGGCAGGAGGCAGGAGAGUGACGGAUGAUGGAACUGGUAUCGAGGGCGACCGUACAAACAUCUUUCACGAAUCUGGCGCACGCCGUUACGGUACUGAUGAAGACAACAGUGUUUUGAGCAGUCUGCAUUCAGCGACUCCCCCUAUCUCGGUACCCCGACAUGAUGAUCAUCCUAAGGAAGAUGUUAGCUUCCCGGAAAGACCUGAGGAUGUACAAUCAUCUCCGCUUGACAGCUUCCUUCACAGCCGCCGCCGUUCCGUCAGCUUCGACCCGAACAUCACCCUCGACUCCGGACAGCCCCAGGCGUUGGGAGAGCCGUUGGCAAAAGGAGUUAUAAGGACCAGACCCCAGAGGUUCCAGGCAAAAGGCUCGAGCUUGAAAAACACGCUACCCCAGGAUGAGGACGACGAUCACUAUCCGAGACACGGAUACAGGGCUCAGCGGGGCUUCGACUCUCAUGAAGGCUUUCUGAGUAGUCCUGAUGAUGACAUGCGCGUGAAUUCGGCAAUUGAUCGUCCCACGUCGUUGACAUCGAUCUCCACGGCUUCCCCCAUCACAGAAGAACUGCGUACCCCUCCUGAAGGAUCCAAAGGCGCCCUGCCGUCACCUUUCUGCGUAGCAUCUCCUGUGCAAGGAUUUGCUUCACUUGAUGACCGCAGCUCCUGGUCUAGUAGUGUCAUAACCCCUUUUGGAAGCAAAACAAGAGGGUUUCGAGGCUCCACUCGCCAGAGCUCCCGCCGAUCAACAGCUUCGAGCGGCAAAUCUCCCGCCAGCAUGUUCCUUUCAAUGUGGAGCAGUGGCGAAGAGCCUGCGCCACAGCCUGAUGAUGAAGGCCAAAUGGUCGGGACUGAGUAUGUUCUGGGAAAACAGAUUGGAUUUGGGGGGUUCAGUACGGUAAAGGAGGCGUACAAAGCAGACGAAACUGGUGGAACCAAACGGUUGGCUGUUAAGAUCGUGCGGAAGCAAGUCUCAGGGAAGAAUGAGAAGGAGAACGAUGAGGUUCAAGCAGAAUUCGAUCAUGAAGUUCGAGUCUGGCGAUAUCUCAGCCAUCCAAAUGUUCUCACGCUUGACGCUGUCUACGAAACUGACUACGCGACAUUCUGCUUUACUAAAUUAGCCAUUGGCGGUACCCUUUUCGAUCUUAUCCGGCAAAACCGGCGCGGUCUUGACAUGAAGCUUGCAAAGAAAUAUACGUAUCAGUUAGCGUGUGCACUGCGAUACCUGCAUGAAGACGCCCGAGUGGUGCACCGAGAUAUUAAAUUGGAGAACUGCCUUCUGGACCCGAUUGAGCUUCCAGACGGAACGAAAGCAUCGAACCUUGUCUUGUGUGACUUCGGAAUGGCAGAAUGGAUGAACAUAGAUAACGGGGGUGACUCUCCCGACCCAUACGACGACGCUGCGGAUCGGCCGCCGCCUAAAACGAUCGGCCCUGCUGGAUCAAGUACUAGUGUUGCAGGAAGCCUGGAAUAUGCAUCUCCAGAACUGCUUCUUUCCACCAGUGGUGUCAUUGAACCGUCGGUUGACAUAUGGGCAUUUGGCGUGAUCGCUUACACUGUGCUCGUUGGGUCUCGCCCCUUCCAAGAUCCGUUCACGCCCCGCGUUCAGUCGCAUAUUCUUAGCGGGAACUGGGACAGGACGGCAGUUUUAGGUGAUGAAACAGAUCCGCUGGCUCGCAGAGACCGGGAGCACGCCCUUGAGUUGAUCGAGGGUUGUUUGAAUAUGAGCGUUGAAAAACGUUGGACCAUCCGUGAUGUACUCUCAUCCCGUUGGCUGCGGGAACUAUCUGAAAAGGGCGAAGAUGGUGAAGCCGACACCAUCUGGAAGCUGUGAAGCUUUUUCUUUUUUCUUUUUUUUUCAUUUCUUUUUUUAUCCAUUCCGUAUUGCUCUCUAACCCGGCUUGGGUGGGGUGGCUUGAAAUAUGGGAUAUGAUGCUUUGCAUUUCGACUUACGAUAUACUGAUGAUCAAAACUGGCGCUAUUAUGAUAUGAACAAGCGCUGGUGUUCGGGAUUAGUGAUCAUCUAUGAUACCCUCUCUUUUUGUGUUUUUGUUGCUUGCGACUUUAUUAUAUGUUCACAUUUCGGUAUAUGGAGGAGGCUCCUGCAUACAUCAUUCUGUUCGCUCUUGGGGGUCUCACAUGAUGGGUUUGAUUGUUCUGGUCGGUUACUACUUUUCAUGCAAUGGUUGGUCAUGGUAUCUUUGAAGGAUAGGUUCUUGGUUUCACAAGCAUGGCGUUUGGCUGGUCUCAUUUACUGCACCGUUAUAUUCUCCUUUCCUGUAACUAUAUAGCUGGUAGCUGUGCUGUACUGUGCAGUUAGUGGAAUUCUAGUUAUAAUAGCAUUCGCCUUCUAGAAGGAGGUUUGAAAAGAAAAAGAAAUUCUUAAACUGGGUUGAGAAAAGCUAUCACAUCGUGCACACCGGUAAAGUCAACCUUGAAUAGGCAUAUUCU